AAAACCACUACUAUAUUCAAUUUCACUCGCCCCCCAUCAGAUCAUAUCUCUUCGGGGUCAGGCAAAAGAUGGAAUUCGAGAAGAUCAAGGUGGCCAACCCCGUUGUUGAAAUGGAUGGAGACGAAAUGACUCGAGUUAUCUGGAAAUUCAUCAAAGACAAGCUUAUUUUCCCUUUCCUGGAGCUGGAUAUCAAAUACUUUGAUCUUGGACUGCCUACCCGCGAUUCCACUGAUGAUAAGGUUACUAUAGAGAGUGCUGAAGCUACUCUAAAGUAUAACGUGGCUAUUAAGUGUGCAACAAUUACUCCGGAUGAAGCUCGUGUUAGGGAGUUCGGAUUAAAGAAAAUGUGGAGGAGUCCUAACGGAACUAUAAGGAACAUUUUAAACGGUACUGUUUUCAGGGAACCUAUCAUUUGCAGAAACAUCCCUCGUAUUGUUUCAGGAUGGACGAAGCCAAUCUGUAUCGGAAGGCAUGCUUUUGGUGAUCAGUACAGAGCCACUGAUAUCAUUGUUAAUGAGCCAGGGAAACUGAAAAUGGUUUUUGAGCCAAGUGGAUCUUCUCAGAAAACAGAAUUCGAAGUCUUCAAUUUCACUGGUGGAGGUGUUGCUUUAGCCAUGUAUAACACUGAUGAGUCUAUUCGUGCAUUUGCCGAGUCCUCAAUGUACACAGCUUAUCAGAAAAAGUGGCCACUUUACCUCUCUACAAAAAACACCAUCCUCAAAACAUACGAUGGAAGAUUCAAGGAUAUAUUCCAAGAGGUUUAUGAAAUUAAUUGGAGAUCCAAGUAUGAAGCUGCAGGGAUAUGGUAUGAGCAUCGUUUGAUAGAUGAUAUGGUUGCGUAUGCCAUGAAGAGCGAGGGGGGUUACGUCUGGGCGUGCAAGAACUAUGAUGGAGAUGUACAGAGCGAUUUCUUAGCCCAAGGUUAUGGAUCUCUGGGGAUGAUGACAUCGGUGUUGGUUUGUCCAGAUGGAAAGACCAUUGAAGCAGAAGCAGCUCAUGGAACAGUUACCCGCCACUACAGAGUUCACCAAAAAGGCGGUGAAACAAGCACCAACAGCAUAGCCUCAAUAUUUGCUUGGUCCAGAGGCCUUGCCCACAGGGCAAAGCUGGACAGCAAUGCCGGACUGUUGAGCUUUACUGAGAAACUAGAAGCAGCUUGCAUGAGCACAGUGGAGUCUGGCAAAAUGACCAAGGAUCUAGCCCUUCUGAUCCACGGACCCAAGGUUAGGAGGGAUCAGUAUGUGAAUACAGAAGAGUUCAUUGAUGCGGUGGCAUGGGAGCUGAGAAGAAGACUGUUAGGCAACUCCAAACUGUGAGAAGAAGAAUGAAUGUAAAUCUGAAAAGCGUGAUGUUUGAUCUGAUGCCGUCUAGUAGCAUACAUUAUUAUUACGUGGAGAAGAACUCAACCUUGAAAAAGGGCAAAAUAAAGAGAGAAAGAAAAUAUUGUACAUGGGUAAAAUUUCCUAAGCCUAGAAUCGUAAUAAAAAUGCAUCUGUUUAGCUUUCUUUCUCUUGGGUUGAAUUCUGUAAAAUCAUAAAUGGCUUUGUAACUA
This is a messenger RNA of Capsella rubella, 1552 nucleotides long. RefSeq names its product peroxisomal isocitrate dehydrogenase [NADP]. The transcript has 14 exons. Gene Ontology annotation, molecular function: NAD binding; magnesium ion binding; isocitrate dehydrogenase (NADP+) activity. Gene Ontology annotation, cellular component: mitochondrion. Gene Ontology annotation, biological process: isocitrate metabolic process. Lineage: Eukaryota; Viridiplantae; Streptophyta; Magnoliopsida; Brassicales; Brassicaceae. The record is from RefSeq and is a predicted model, not a curated record. Bases 69 to 1316 code for a protein of 415 amino acids.